CGAGGUGGUUUCCUUCCACUUGUAGCAGGACCAGUACGUCUGCCAGCUCCAAUCAAAGCUCCGGUGACCAGGAAGACCUCAGCAUUCGCCAAUUCCUGCUGAAUUACCGCAAACAGAAAGAACUGGCAGAGGGCAUUGGAAUAGAGGACGAUGACACUGAAGACCGAGGUGUUUCAUCACUGAGAGGGUGCGUUCUCUCAUUUCUCUCUCUCCAUGUCAAAAACGGGAUGCCUGAAACACAUGGACAGUUCAGCAGAGCUGCAUAAUGUUAAGAAGCCACAGCCUUCUGAUGUUACAGACCGACCAAUGGGAAUGAUCUGGCUGGAUGUGGCAAGUCUGAGACCAUUUGACCUGGUGAUUCCAUUCACCAUCCAGAAAGGAGAGGUCACAGGUGAGGUCCGAAUGGCAUCAGGCAAAGUUGCUAAGCUUGACAUCACAGACAACAACGAUGGCACAGUUGCUGACAAGUACGCUCCCACAGAGGCCGGUCUGCAUGAGAUGGAUAUCAAAUACGAUGGCACCCACAUCCCAGGAAGUCCCUUGCAGUUCUACAUGGAUUGCAUGAACGGUGCCUAUGGCCCUGGCCUUAUCCACGAUCCAUCUGGAGAUGUUCCAAGACUACAUGCCUGGAAACAUUCUGCCCGAAACCCACUGCUUCACCCCUCCCCUGCAGCUGAGCCACAAACCACAGCCCACCACAAUAUGAUAGAAAAGGUGCAUUGAUGCCAUUAGCAUGUGCCCUAGGAAUCACUGCUGGAUCUCUAGGUGACGAUUCCAUGAGGAUGUACCAUCUGAAUGUGGGCUCAGCUGCAGAUAUUCCACUGGACAUAGGAGAGCUUGACCUCAUAAUGACCUGUCCCCUUCCACCCCCUGCAUGAGACUGUACGAGCAUUGAGCAGCUCCUUCAGCAGUGGACUUUUACACCCACAGUGUAGGAAGGAGCGCGACCGCAGGUCAUUCUUGCCAGCAGCUGUCAGACUCUACAGUAGAUACAUCCAGUCCAAUGAAUU
Molecule: messenger RNA, 1010 nt
Organism: Oreochromis aureus
Lineage: Eukaryota; Metazoa; Chordata; Actinopteri; Cichliformes; Cichlidae
Product: filamin-A-like
Exons: 5
Coding region: 214-723 (169 amino acids)
Biological process (GO): actin cytoskeleton organization
Molecular function (GO): actin filament binding
Source: RefSeq, a predicted model, not a curated record